This is a messenger RNA of Metarhizium acridum CQMa 102, 1080 nucleotides long. RefSeq lists its product as uncharacterized. NCBI's taxonomy places the organism in Eukaryota, Fungi, Ascomycota, Sordariomycetes, Hypocreales, Clavicipitaceae. The record is from RefSeq and is a predicted model, not a curated record.
AUGUCCUCUGAGGAAGCUGUCAACAAUGAGAUGGAUCCUCAGACACAAAGCAGCCUUUUCCUCUUGCCCGUCGAGAUACGUCGGCACACGUAUUCUUUCAUCGUCGAGGAGGGUGUUCACGUGUACCUUCGUAAUGACCGCAUUUGCAUCUCGACAUGCAUAACUCCGCAGCCCAGCAACGACUACUUCUGCUUCGACCGCCAGUCAUCGGGAGACCCUCCCCGUGAUGUUUGGGCCCGUCGACUGGGUUCAUCUUGGGCCUCACAUUGGAGAUGCGAGGAAGUUGCCCUUGGUUUGGACGUGGACCGGAUUAAUAUUGCUACUGACCGCGAUCCGACAAGGGCAUUGAUGCAGUCUUGCAAGAGAAUAUAUGGCGAAGUUGCAGGCGUCAUAGUUGAAAAGUCUGUUUUACACAUCACCGAACUCGCUACCCUUGACCAGCUUUUGAAAGGAGACGACGACAAAACAUGUUUGUUUACCGACAGUAUACUGUUAAGCGCAUUUACUGGCGUGAGAAGACUUCGUCUCGCCUUCCGCCUUCCGCUGCAAGUCUACAAGAUGAUUGAGCUGCAAUGCAAGCAGCGAGAAUUCCCGACUUGCCUACACAACAAGCUACCUUCCACCAUAUGGAAGAACAUAUGGCCAGCAAUUGCUAAACUCCAGCACCUACGUUCAAUGGAAGUCUACGUCGACCAUGACUCUGAAGCAUCCUGGACAUUAGUCGAUGAAGCCACCAUACUCUCGCCUUUGCUCUCGCUCUGCCAGCAUUCCCACUUUAGCACCAUCAUUCACAUCCCGGCAGUACCGCUGCCACAGGACACGGAAGAGGACUUCGAAUCCUCGACAGAGGGCCCACUAUCUAUGCUGGACAUCAGAAGGUUCAUAAGACAAAGAUUUUUCCCUGAGCAAAGACAAGAUGGUACCCAUGGCAUAGUCUACGAAGACGACGCCAACAACAUGUUUCGCGACCCAGGCCCAUCUGCCGACGAGCUGACUCGGACUGCUGAAAUGACGAUGCACCUCUGGCUGCAUGGUGUUGAGCUUGACUAUCUUGCCAUGAGUAGGAGGCUUGGGUGGUAA